AGUUCUGCCCACAGUCGUCUUUUGCUUUCUCGGCUGGCACAACUUCGAGAGAACUCUCGCCUGUGUGACGUGACGCUGGUCGCCGAGGUAGCCUCACUUAACGCCAAGGACCGUUCAAUAGACAUGAAAGAGAUAUUUCAGGGAACACGGAUAAGCGCCCAUCGAGUCGUACUUGCUGCAAGCACGAGUUAUUUUGAAGCCAUGUUCACAAACGACAUGGCUGAAAGCCGCUUGAAAGAAAUAGAGAUAAAGGAUGUGAAAGCCUCAGCACUUGAAGCUCUUGUAGAUUUUUGCUACUCCGGUAAAAUAAAGAUCAACAGCACCAAUGUAUGGACUGUUUUGGCCACCGCCUGCUUGCUUCAGCUGAAUGAAGUUCAGGUUGGGAUUGCGAACGCUCGAACGUCUUUGCCGUCUUCGAAUAGUCAACAAUACGGAAUGUUGAUGACUCAGAUCUUCUUGCAGGAACAGUGCGGCGAAUUUCUGAAGAAAGAAAUAAACAAUUCGAAUUGUCUAAGAAUUCGAGCUUUUGCUGACGCACAUGCAUGUAAAGAGCUUUUAUCCUUUGCCAACAAGUACAUCCUGCAUAACUUCAAGGACGUUAUUGGCACUGACGAGUUUUAUCGGCUUCCUGGUAACCAAUUAGUUGAACUGAUUUCAAGUGAAGAACUUCAGGUGCCGUCAGAAGACCAGGUUUUCAAAGCAGUUGUUGAGUGGGUCAGGUUCGACUUACCGGCUCGGCAACAAGUUAUUCCCACAGGUGAUGGCUGUAUUCCUUGUCGAAGUGAGUUGUUUGAGCAUGUACGGCUUCCCUUCUGUCACCCUCAGUUUCUGGUCAGUACAGUCAGUAAGGACACUUUGGUGAAGGCGGAUGGUGUCUGCCGGAAUCUUGUCGAAGAAGCGAAG
Molecule: messenger RNA, 903 nt
Organism: Ostertagia ostertagi
Lineage: Eukaryota; Metazoa; Nematoda; Chromadorea; Rhabditida; Trichostrongylidae
Source: the annotation of a GenBank genome assembly